CAGCACAAGCCCACGUCCAUUCUGAUUGGGUAGCAGCAGGCAUUUGGAUUGGUUGGAAGGACGACAGGAAGAAGGCCCAGUGCUGGCUGAGCUGUGCCUGUGCCUACCAAGGGAGGAAAGAUGGCCAAAUGUGAACCCUGCGAAAGAAAUUAUGACAACAUGGUAAAAAUGCUUGAGGAUCUGAAUAGGGAUUUAGAGAAACUACUGGAAGACAUGGAAAAACUAUCAGUGCAGGCUACGUGGAUGGCUUAUGAUAUGGUGGUGAUGCGUGCUAACCCAGAUUUGGCCAACUCAAUGAGACGGCUGGAAGAUGCCUUUCUCACCUGUAAGGAGGAAAUGGAGAAAAACUGGCAAGAAAUGUUGAAGGAAACGAAAGGUGCUGAACAAAAGCAAGAAUGAAUGGCUUCUAAAUUCCUUGUAGAAAUGUCAGCCUUGGAAGAAUUGAUCUUGACCAAUCACUUUGUUCAGUGGUUAUUUAAAAAUUCAUUUUAAAGAUAUCUGUCUGAAGUGUUUCUAUAUCAGAUUUUCUAUUGGAAUGAAAAUGUAUAGGUGCAUAUUUUUACCAUGUAUCAACCCCUGAGAGAACAGUAGACAUGUUUUGAUUUGUCUUAAUUGUCCUAUAAAACUAAUCCCCCAGGAGUGAGUAAGAUGAGGAGGUACAGCUGCAUGUGAAGCAAUUGAUGGCUUAAUCUUAUACAUAUUUACACAAAAGUAAGACCCUUGACUUCACAGAGCUUACUCCCAAUCACAUGUGUAUAUGAUUGCAACCAACAUUCACAAAUGGGGAAGAAAAUGAGAGUAGCUUCUACUUGUCCACCAGAUGGCACUCAUGUACAAAUAAGAUCAGCUCUAGGAAAGCAAGUCCCUGCUUUCUACCAAUGAACAGAUUUUAUUUUCUGGAAAUAUUUAGAAAUAAAGCCAGACAGACAGCGAAAGAAUAUGGGAACUCUCCCAAAGACAACAUUUUACUGUUCUCUAAACCAACUACCUUUCUAAUGCAGCAGUGGUAUGUGCCCAUUAUGAAAGCAUAGUAGAAGCAAGUAUCCAAUAAUA
This is a messenger RNA of Rhineura floridana, 1053 nucleotides long. RefSeq names its product synaptonemal complex central element protein 3 (gene SYCE3). Gene Ontology annotation, biological process: spermatogenesis; synaptonemal complex assembly; reciprocal meiotic recombination. NCBI's taxonomy places the organism in Eukaryota, Metazoa, Chordata, Lepidosauria, Squamata, Rhineuridae. The transcript has 3 exons. The coding region runs from base 121 to 399 and encodes 92 amino acids. The record is from RefSeq and is a predicted model, not a curated record. Gene Ontology annotation, cellular component: central element.